CGAAAUUUUCAGACAGCUCUGUAUUUAUAAUUACAAAUUACCGAUGAUGUCGGAUCUUCAUUUUUACUACAUGGACGCAAGUGCACCGUCUCGCGGUGCCUGGACUGUGAUAGAAUUGUUGGGAUUGAAAUACACCGAACAUAUUAUUAAUUUAAUAAAAGAAGAACACAAAACUGAGUCUUACGCAAAAAUCAAUCCCAGACAAAAAGUUCCGGCUCUGGUUGACGGAGAUCUCCACCUAUCUGAGAGUCGAGCGCUUGCUACCUAUCUGGUGAGUAAAUACGGAACGCAAUGUGGAAAACAACAACUCUAUCCAAUCGAUGUCAAGCAGAGAGCAUUGGUUGACAAACAUCUUUACAUAAGCGUGGAUGUAAUGGAUAUUGUCCAGAGUUAUGUGAAUGUCGCUGGGGUUGUGUUGUAUGGAGGUCAAAUGCAUCCAGAAAACUUAGGUGAGGUUGAAAAAGUUUUUGCCAUGGUUGAAUCAUUUUUGGCUGGAGUAACCUACAUGGCAGCAGAUCAUUUAACAUUGGCGGAUAUUUUCUACUACGUUCCAAUUCAACUGUUAACUUUGACUGAAUUCGACGACUGGCAAAAUUAUCCAAACAUCAUGGAGUGGAGAAAAAAAGUAGAAGCGAUUCCGUGCUAUGAUAAAACAUUGGGCUCUCCUGUUGCGAACUUACGAGUUGCAUAUCAGAAAGCUCUGGAAGAAAACCCAAAGAAGAAACAAUAGUUCAAAUAACAAAUAUAGUAUAGCAUUCAUUUGAAAAUAACAAGUGUAUUUUGCGCAGCAUUUUUUUCGUUUUAAAACACUUUCAUCUAAAUAAGGUUUUUCACUAGGGCGACCAUGACAUUGUUGAUAUUCUGUGUAAUAAUAAUUUCGAUAACUGAGAAAUGUUUGAAUUAGUGUGAAUGUGCGUUUUGGGCACUCCAGUAGUAUGUGUACCAAGGGUUAGGUCAUAAUUUUAUUCCGAUUUCCCUUAUUUUAGUUCUAUUACGAGUUCGGGAACUGUCUGUGUCAGCCAAGUGAAUACACCCCCUGCCCACAGGCUUCCGUUCCUUUACAAAACUAAAUUAACAGCAAAUAAACAGUUUAGAUUCAGACAGUUGUCUUACAGAAUUUGUAAUUUUGAAGGUAUUUUUAUCUUGUCGUUGUCGUGAAAUCAAUGUGGUUUAGAUUUAGUUAUUAGAACAUAUACUUUGAUAGAGCCGUAGUGGUUGUUGUCCUUUUUUGUUAUUUAUUCAAGACAAAUUUUACAGUUUGAAGAUAUUUCUAACUCAUAAUCUUACGAAAAUUAUAAUUUCGAAUACAUUGAGGAUUUUCUAACAUGCUUUAUAUUAUGAGCAUAUUAGGGUUGCCAUACCGUCCGGAAAAUUCCGGACAUGUCCGGAAUUUAGGGUUGAAUUUUUUGUCCGGGGAGAGUUUAAAAAAUGCUUAAAUGUCCGGAAUCCGGAAUUUUACUGCAUCUGCAAUCGUACUGCGCACACUGCUAACAAAGAACAUUGUUAUUUCGCACCGUGCGCAUAUUUUUGACUACGAGGUCAUGAAAAUAGUCAUGAACUGUCCGGAAUUUUGUUUUUUUCAAAUAUGGUGACCCUAAUAUAGAAGUAUAUUUAAUUAGUAUUAUAUUGGGAUAAAAUUUAGCGUUCUUAUGAACAUUAUUUCAUUCUAUCAGAUUGUAACAUAUGUUAAUAUUUUUCAAUUCUCGACACUCGAGUAUGCUUGUCAUCUACUUUUCACGAGUUGAUUUGUUUAAACGUCUUCGUGCGCUUAUGCCUUGAGGGUUUAAAUACAAGUAAAGCCUAAUAUUAUGAUCAAAUAGGCGAAAAGUAAUAAAAAAUUGCAGU
Molecule: messenger RNA, 1845 nt
Organism: Styela clava
Lineage: Eukaryota; Metazoa; Chordata; Ascidiacea; Stolidobranchia; Styelidae
Source: RefSeq, a predicted model, not a curated record